Pimephales promelas (fathead minnow) is the source of this 1591-nucleotide messenger RNA. The record is from RefSeq and is a predicted model, not a curated record. Lineage: Eukaryota; Metazoa; Chordata; Actinopteri; Cypriniformes; Leuciscidae.
CUCACUUUGCGUUUUCAUGUGUUUUCAGACGUAGAGGAGACAUCAUGGUUAUCGAGGUCCAAGAGCAGGCGGGGUCACUCAGGGGUCGUGUGAUAGCCGUGUUGACGCCGCCUGGAGUGCCAGAGUACGGGACUCUCGUGGAGGCGGCGCUCGUCGCAAAGGACACCGUUGUGUGCGGCUUCCGUAAAGAAAACAUGGACUGGUGCCUGGCUGUCUGGCGGAGCUGGGGAGGCCGCGAACUGGAGCUCUUCUACCAGGGGUACGAGGAGCUCGGACGCUUGGAAAGCAGUCUGAGGAAAAGGAGGUAGCUGUGUAAACGUGCACACGUGUGUUUGUGUGUGUGUGAUGGAGAAUCGACACACUGUGCGGCCAAUAACGGCACACACACCCCAAUACAGGUGUGUCGUGGGUGCGGGACACAGAUUUACACACACAUGGACUGUUGCUUUAGGAAAUGUAUUCCUGCAGGACUCGGCCACAUACACAUUAUAUAAGACAAACAGAUUGAAUGCCACAAGCACUAAAUGCAUCAGCAUAUACAUUCAGCCCUGAGCGUUUGGAAGUACAUUCACAUGUACCCAGAAUGCAUCAGAAGUAAACUAAGGGGUUCCAAACUAAACUAAGGUGUUCCUCUUACAUUCAUGAGGUGUGCGUGCGUGCUUGUGUUCGAAUGUCAAGACAGUGAUUUAUGAGGUGUGAUGCUGCCUAUCAAAUUUUAUCAACUUUUCCUCAAGUUAACUAGCAAACUAGCUGUGCCUUUGGAAGGACAUGCUGUCUCUGAAGAGACCCGCAAUAACAUCCAAUGAACUGACAGGCCUCUGAAACCCCACCCACUCACUGAGGUCGUAAUAGAGUGCGACAGUGCCCGUCCACUUUUUUGGGAACCUUGGUUUCGGAAGUAGUAACUCACAGUAGGUGAGCGAAGUUGGCGUUAAAAAUCAGUUUCCAUACAGAAAAGGAAUGUGUCUUUUACUUCCGCAAGCCACCUGUUGCACUUUAUAGGGCACAGUUUGAUGUUUACUUGGAAUCUCAGCGGUUAUGUACGGAGUGGAAUACUAGCAUACUGAAGUACUUAGAGCAGUAGUAUGUGACGUGUCACAUGACUUCAUCGCUUUGCAUGCUAAAUUCAGUGAGUGACAUUUGUUAAUCUUUGAAAAAUAUGUCUCUUUUAUGUUUUUAGCCCAUUUUUGGUUAAAAUAUAACAUUUGGAAGUCUAAUCAAAUAAUGAGACAUGAGGAUGUAUAGAAGUCACUCUGGAAAUGGAAGGUCAAGUCGAACACUGUAUUGUGUUCCACUCAGUGCAGUACACAUACUAUACUACAUACACUGCAGAAGUAGUAUGCUAGAAUGCAUUUCCGAACAUAGCCAGUGGUGGCAAUCUGGGAUUUAUGAGAAACACUGAGAGGCUUUGAGAACACCAGCAUGUUGAAAUUUUGUUAUUGUAAAUAAUAUCUGAGUAUUUCAUCUCGAUGGAAUGAAUGUUAUUUAUUGCAGAAUGUAAAAUGUCAUGCUGCAUGUGUAAAAAGUUGUUGCUAAACUGUAAAUAUGUGAACAGAACAUAAUAAAUAAAUCAACAGAAUUUUGUAUGAAA